ACGCGAUGCUUCGCGUACUCCCUCAGCAUAUCUGCUGAUGCAUACUUGGCGGAAGGGGAAAGGUAGGCGAGGGAACCAACGCAACCUCUGAGCUCUGACAACCUCUCUUCGGCAGACCGCAAACAUGGCGUCGCGCCUCGUGCUUGGGAGGAUCCAGUCGGCCGGCCGUCUUACCGGCGGCCACCGUGGCCCGCGGCUGCUCCGCUGUCCUCUUCCACCGGCGGGGGAUCGAUCUGUCUGCAGCAACGCGCACGGGCGGGGAAUCAAGACGGACACCAGGAUCACGGAACAUGAGCAGCAUCUCGACAGGUUUUCAGAUCCUCAGGUUGCCCGUGAGCACCAACAGUUCGUUCAGUUCCUCGACAGGAUGCUGGACGCGAUAAGAAAUCCUCAAAGUCUCGCACAGAUGCAGCGCCGGAGGCUUGCCAGUGGGCUGAAAGCUCUGGAUGAUGACAUAUGAGUCAAAUUCUCUCUGCGGAAAUACAAGAGUUGAAGAAAGUAAUGAGCAGUUUGUGGUGUAUAAAGUAACCCUGCUAUGUCUUGUAAAUAACAAUGUGCAACUUCAGUGUGUGAGACUGCUACUGUGCAGGUUCAUUUAGAAGUAGUUUCAUUUCCCUGUAGUGGAUUUGCGUACCAAAGCUGAUCAUAACACAGUACUACAGAUACAUUAAUAAAGUGCAUGCUUACCUUUGUUUC
Messenger RNA from Sorghum bicolor (sorghum), 696 nucleotides. RefSeq lists its product as uncharacterized. NCBI's taxonomy places the organism in Eukaryota, Viridiplantae, Streptophyta, Magnoliopsida, Poales, Poaceae. Bases 125 to 460 code for a protein of 111 amino acids. The record is from RefSeq and is a predicted model, not a curated record. The transcript has 2 exons.